UAUUUCCCGGAAGACUAAUUAAUGUCAGGCUACGUUGCCAAGUAACCUACUGAGAUAUUUUCAAAACAUCUGCUGCCAUCAGCUGAUAUGUUUAGAGAUUAAUUGGCCGCAGUCAUGAGCUUGCAGGAGGACGAGCCCCAACAAGGGACACUGCAGGAGGUGGCAGCCAGAAUAAUUCAGAAGACUUGGAGAGGAUAUAUGGCCAGUGAAGUCUUCAGGUAUUUCAAAGAGCUGAUUUUCUACUGCAAACAGCAGGAUCCAAAGACCAUCCUCAAAACUGUCAAUCCUCGAGAGGCCGAACUGCUGGAUGCUGCAGCUGGAGUGUUUAUCAGAUUUCGACUUGGAGGGAUCAACUUUCCUCCUGAUAUUUAUUACAAGAUCUUCACCCAUCAGCCCAUUAUGGAUGUGUGUGCAGGCAGCCCAAAAGACUACACCAAGCAAAGUCGUAGGAAGCUUGUGGCCCAGAAGACCAACAAAGGCCCAGCUGUCGCAAAGGAUGACCAAUCAGGUUGGUACAAGCGCAUGGAGAACAAUAGUUGGAGGCUGUUCUGUAACAAGGUGAGGAACAAAAAUGAUUUUCUGUUCUGCUUUAGUCAAGUUCUGCCAUUUUUUUGGCACGUGAGCCUGCAGAGAUCGGUGCUGACAAAAAAAAUGGACUUUCAUUACUCCAAGUUGCAGCGGAAUCAAGAUUUAGAGAGUUGGAGGAAAAGAAAGAAAAUUGAAUGGCUGAAGCAGAUGUAUAAAGAGGGUCGUCUGCAGGAUCAUGCAGAGCACAGACACAUGGCGGCCCUGGUGGAGAGUUCCACCCAGGAAUUGAUGGAGACAGUUGAAAAGAAAGGAGAUGAUGAAAUACUGGAAUGGGAGCUGGAUGAGCUGCUGGCCUGGACCAACACUCUAAACUUCGAGGAGUAUAUGGAGGAAUGGAGACAUUUGGCCUGCAGUUACUCCUCUGAGCUGAGCAAAGAUGGCCCUUCUCACCCACCCAGGUUAGAUCCACACGAGCUCGCUGAUGAAAACGCAGCAGAACAAACAUGAUUUAUGUUAAAACUGUGCAGUCUCGAAGUGGAGUGUGCCACACUGUUAUUGUCGCAGUAUUCACUUUAAUAAAGUCUGAAACUUGCAGUUGUUUACAGUCCUUGUUAGUCUGUCAUAUAAGUAGACAUCACUGUGUGACAUUUUUUGUUAGUUUUAAAUAGUUUUUAAAAAACUAUAAACAUGUGAUGAGCGUCUUUUGAAGUGGAUUUUAAUAUUACGCUGCAGCCGAGAGAGCACUCUGGUCAAACGUCAAAAUGGUCUCUAAGUUUACACAUUAGUUUUGACUGCUAAUGAAAAUAGUUUUCGUUACAAAUAACUCUCGCACUGAACUAACAGCCAAUCCCUCAACAAGUUUGUGCUCUCUGCUCAUAUUGCCUUCAUAUUAAAUCAUUUUGUGCUUUUUAAAGAACUUAUUUUAACAUUGCACUCAACAACAAACAAAUCCUCCAUAACAACAAAAGUAACUUCAAUGGCCAAACUGCAUUAUAUUUCUUCAGGUCAAUAUACGGGCCCCAAGUAGGAGGGAGGUAAGCCGUGAGUUUGAGACCCUUGCUAAAAUGAAACGGUGGAGAGUCCCAGGUAUUUAUACACCAGAGGGAUGUGUCCCUUAAAGGAAUCCAGACACUCAUCUUUCAAAGCUCCUUAGACUAACAGGCCCUGGAUGACUGAGAACAGACAAAACUACUAUGUUUUAGGCACUGCUGGGAGUUGAACCCAGGAUCUCCUGUUUUCUAGUUUAAGACUUACUAGACAGGCACUUUAACCAACUAAGCCACAGUGCCACAUGCACACAGA
Messenger RNA from Haplochromis burtoni (Burton's mouthbrooder), 1830 nucleotides. RefSeq names its product protein MFI-like. Gene Ontology annotation, molecular function: protein binding. The transcript has 9 exons. NCBI's taxonomy places the organism in Eukaryota, Metazoa, Chordata, Actinopteri, Cichliformes, Cichlidae. The record is from RefSeq and is a predicted model, not a curated record. The coding region runs from base 115 to 1035 and encodes 306 amino acids.